Saccostrea cuccullata (small rock oyster) is the source of this 2937-nucleotide messenger RNA. RefSeq names its product platelet endothelial aggregation receptor 1-like. The record is from RefSeq and is a predicted model, not a curated record. Bases 188 to 1828 code for a protein of 546 amino acids. Lineage: Eukaryota; Metazoa; Mollusca; Bivalvia; Ostreida; Ostreidae. Gene Ontology annotation, molecular function: scavenger receptor activity. The transcript is spliced from 5 exons.
AAUCUUAGAAAAUAUAGUGUAUCAAAAACGGACAUGGCAAGAGAAUACCUACUCGUCGAAGUUCGAUUCCAGUCGGGCGGUGGACGGGGACCUCAAGACCUACUCUAGAGUUCAGGAGACGGAGAACGCCAUCUGGUGGAGGGUCAGGUUAGAUGGAGACCACAGCAUUUCAACAAUCAACGUCACUAUGGACUGGGUGUCUGAUAUUGAAUACAACGUCUAUGUAACACAUGAUUCCCUUGUGACAAACAUUCAUUCUCUAUGUGAUACUGAGAAAUCUGACUCUGAUCAGAAAGUCAGAAGUGUGGUGUUCCAAUGUUCCCAUGCCAUGGUAGGCAGCACUAUUGAGAUUCAGGCGCCGCCUCACGUACCUCUGACUAUCUACGAAGUCGGCUCAGCAUCUUGCACUGUUGGCACAUAUGGUGAAGAAUGUGACUUACUUUGUCCAGAAGAAUGUCACAGAAGUUGUAACAAGAUAACCGGAAAGUGUGACCAAUGUCCAGCUGGUCAAUUCGGAGAUUCCUGCAACUUAACCUGUUCUAAAUUCUGUGGACAAACCGGCUGUAACAGAACUACCGGACAAUGCCAUCAAUGUGACACAAACCACUGGGGACCAAACUGUACCAGAGUCUGUCCGAAAGCUUGUUCUCCACACUGUCAACGAGAAACUGGCCAUUGCCAAGUGUGUCAAUCUGGACAUCGUUUUAAUGGUACGACGUGUCUACAAUGUCCAAGUGGGUCUUAUGGAGCAAAUUGUUCUCAGAAAUGCGAUACCAAAUGUAAAGAUGAAGUUUGCGAUGCCGAAACAGGUAAAUGUACUGAUUGCAAAGAGGGGUUUUAUGGAGAAUUUUGUCAGAAUGAGUGUUCAAGUAACUGUUUGAAUUCUCUCUGCUCUGCUACAACAGGCGAAUGCUUGAAAUGUGAAAAGGGUCAUUAUGGGACACAGUGUGAUCCUUGUUUGAAAGGUUAUUAUGGUGAGCAGUGCCAAGAAGAAUGCGACUACUGCAGGUCACGUGAUUGUGAUCCUGUAAACGGUACUUGUGAACAAUGUAAUAAUGGAAAAUUCGGCGCCCAUUGCACACAAAGUUGUUUUUCAUCAUGUAAAAACAAAUCAUGUUACAUGAAUGGAGAAUGCAUUACCUGCGAAAAAGGUUAUUAUGGUGAUUAUUGUGAAUCAUUGUGCCAACCAAUAAAUUGUGAACUUUGUAACAAAACCAGUGGCGAGUGCUUGCAGUGCAUCACGGGAUGGUAUGGGAGCGACUGUACGGGUGUAUGUCACGCAGGAUGUAAAACAGGGUGCUACAUGAACAACGGAAGUUGUGAUGACGUAUCAGGGAAGAACGCGCCCAUUUCCUCUCAUUCCAUGGUAAAUAACGUCAUGAUAUUAGGAGGUACAGCAUUAUUGAUAGCAUUUUCCAUUGUUUUCCUCGUGGUAAUUUGCCGUUUUCAAAAAGAAAGAAACAAGACAAGAAGAGAGGCGAAUUAUGAGCGGUCCCUCAGCCUGCCCGGACAGAACUCAUCUCAUCAGUACCACUCCCUAGUGGAGGAGCACAUAUAUCAGAAUGUCAUCACUGAGGGAGAGGUUGAACAGGAAGCGGAAAUAGAACCUGUGACAGAGAACGCAUGCGCUGCUAUUCAAGACUGUAAUGAAUUCUUCAAAGCAGAGAUAAAAUCAGAUAUCCAACUCCCAAAACGGUUUAUGAGGUUUGCCUCUCUAGAUGAGGAGCUAUUGAGAAGAAAUCGCAAUCGUGCCUCUGAGCUGUCUACGCCAUAUGAAACCAUUAUUAUAAGGGAGGAUUCAUCGCGUGUAUCUUAUUACAAAAAGUAAAUUUUCUUUUAGCAUGCAUCAUCUUCGAUCGGAAGUUCACUUCUCCAGUUUAUCGACUCGGACAUUAUCAACUACAUUUAAAGAGUUCUACAACCUGAAAGUACUGAAGUGAUCAACUUAAAUUUGAUAUAUAUACCUGUAGAUAAAUAUCUCGGCUUAAGGACAUUAAUUAGAAAAUGAAACUUUAAGCUGCUAAAUUUUACUUAUAUACUCAUUUAUACAUGUACGUCAAUUUUUUAUCGAUGGAGUUUAUAUAAAAUGUACCUUUCCCAAUUGUUUCAUUUUUAUCAAUAUUAUCCUUGGCGAUGCCAUCAAGUCGUACUCUGCCUUAUGCUUUCUUUUUUUAAAAAAUUGUAUUUUUUUUAACUUGAAUAUGUUUCUAAUGGUUUGGAUAACUAUAUAAUUUUUUCUGAAGUAAGGAAACACUUAUACAGAGUAAAUACAAAUUUAUUUUAUGAUUCCAUACAAGAUAAUGCUGCAUAACAUAUGUCCAAUACACCAGUCACUUUUGAUCUGAUAAAAUUUAAAAAUAUAGUAAUAAAACAUAUUUUCAGAGCCGUAAUGGCAAUUGGCAGAGUUGAUUAAUACGCUAAAUGUAUGUUCUUAUGCACUUUGUAAGCUUUUACCAGCAUAACAUUGACAAAUACCUGAGUAUUAAAUAAAUCUUAUCAGAGCUUUGGGACCUGAAGACAACAUCGGUCAUCGGUCCAUAAUUAUAAUAUUGAGAAUUAUCUUCAUUCUCAACAAGGACAACAUCAAAAGGUCAAAUAUGAUGUUAUCCAAAGAACACAAGGUAUACAUCAUCAAAAGCUUCAUGUGAAAUAGGAAAUCAUAUAUAGCUCCACCAAAUGAAAUAUUGUGGGCAAGGUUAAGGUUGUUUGCAGACAAAGAGACUGACAGACUGACGGACAAAGUAAAACUAUAUGCCCCCGAUUUAUCGAUUACGGGGGCAUUAUGAGAACAAAAACUUUUUUAUGGAUAAAUCUGAUUAAUGACAAAUGUCUUGAAAUGUUCAUAUCUUUAAUAUAUAAGAAUGUUAUAUAAAUAACCCUGAAGUGAAUACAUGUUAACAUAUAAAAAAAAUAAUGCAUGAUUUAAUGAAAAAUUAA